This is a messenger RNA of Brugia pahangi, 1899 nucleotides long. The record is from the annotation of a GenBank genome assembly. Lineage: Eukaryota; Metazoa; Nematoda; Chromadorea; Rhabditida; Onchocercidae.
AUGGAAUACACAGUAGCGCAGUCAGACUCGAUUGAACGGAUUGCUGCAGUACAUGAUUGUACUGUGGGUGAGCUGAUGAAGAUGAAUCGACUUGCAACACGAAUGGUAUUUCCUGGACAGAAGCUUCUUGUUCCUUAUCCGUUGGAUGAGAAUGAUGUCUGUAAUGCUAUUUCGGGAAGUCGUCUCUCUGCGAAUCAAGCCACAAUAACUGCUGGAAAUUCAAGCGGAGAUAGAAUUCGACGCGGGCCUGGAAUGGCGGUUCAGGUGUGUGGCCCUACCGCCACACUAUCAGAUAUUUCAAGAACUGCAUUGGAAAAACAUCGUAUAUCUUUGGCAGAAGAUGAAACAAACACGGACUGUAUGAAAAGAUUCAUCAAGUUAAAGGUUAAACAAAUGACUGAAGUUAAUGGAACAGUGACAGGCACUUUGCUGGUGACACCUAGUGCCUUAAUGUUUGAUCCAGAUGUUAUACAUCCUCUGGUUCUUGAGAAUGGGCAGGAUUUGUAUAUUAUGAUGGCUCGGAUGGAAGAAGUGAUUUCUGUAACGAUGUUUAAGAGUGCUGCGGUAUUAAUUGAUACUGAGGGCAAUAAAGAAUUUCACGAUCUCGCUGUUCAAGAUCCAUCUGCUCCUGAAUGUUCUACCGUUCUCGCGGCUUUCCGGGAGGAAACUGUUAGCAAAACAUCGAAGAAUUCGACAGAUGACAUUCAUACAAAUACAGGUGGUCAGUCGUCAAAAAUCUUUUUUGAUGACAUGGACCUGGAACUAAAGCGGAAAGAAGAUAAGGAGAUACACAUUGGACAUGUUGGGUCGGAUUUUAAAUCCUUGCUGAUUACCAAGAAAGGAAGUAAAUUAGAUGAAGCUGCUCGAACUGCUCGGCGCACUUAUUCUGAUCUGUCGAACGGGCGGAAAGGUAAUGAAAUUGACAAAAUAUUUAUCUCUGGAAACGAUAAGGACAAGCCGGAAUAUUGUUCGCAGCCCUCGACAAGCACAAAUGUUGCACGUACUGGAUUAACUUGUAAUCCGCUUUCUAAACUCGGGAGAACGUUAAGUUUUCAUGCAAACACCAUUCGCGGUUCGGUGACCUCUGGAGCUGAACGUAUGACACAGUCAGCAAUGAGUGGUACAAAGUCAGUUGCUCAGGGUGUUGUUUCUCAAAGCAAAGCUGUUGCAGGCACACUACAAACUGGUAUUCAAACAAGUGUUAAAGUGGCAGCAAAUCAUGCGAAAACUGCUGUUGGUGUAGUAACUACAAUGCCGCAAGGUAUCGCUAGCAUGGGUAGCGGUUUGUUCUCUGCAUCGCAACAUCCUGAAACGUUUUUUGAGGAUAAGGCUGUUUCAAAGACACGAAAAGAGCAAAAUUUGGCUACGUUACUCUCGUUAAAAGAAAAGACUCAAAAACUGAGAGAGGAAGCAAUGAAAAACAAGCACUUCUUUUGCGCUACAUCAACGGAUGAAAUGAUAAACCUGUUCAAACCGGUACACGAACUUCCUUCUGCUACACAAACAUUUUCAGCAGCUGAAAAAAGCACCUUGACUGACUUACCGUACUAUAUGGUUGUUCGUCUGAACAGAAAAAAAAAGUGUGACAAAGAACGAUUCUCAGCAAUUGAUACUGUGCGUUCAUCACCAGCAACUACCGAAGAUGUGAUUGCUAACGAUGCAAGACAAGAAUUCUGGUUUGCUAUACCAAAGCAUAAAGUUGAUGCUAUUUAUCACUUCCUAUUGCAGUGGAAUCCAGAGAAAUAUGGGUCUAGUAUAAAUGAGUCAGUUGAUCAGCAGGAAAUAUGCGAGAUGUUUGAAGACUGUGAAUUUGUGGUUCUGGACUCAGAAACUAGCGAGAAAUUUGCAACAAAUGCCUUCUUAUAUAAGGUUAUUAUAACGAAAGAUCGUGUCAUCUAA